Molecule: messenger RNA, 1113 nt
Organism: Penicillium coprophilum
Lineage: Eukaryota; Fungi; Ascomycota; Eurotiomycetes; Eurotiales; Aspergillaceae
Product: WD40 repeat domain-containing protein
Exons: 4
Coding region: 1-1113 (370 amino acids)
Molecular function (GO): protein binding
Source: RefSeq, a predicted model, not a curated record
AUGACGACAUCUUCGAAUCGAGAUCAUUUCUUUCAGACAUCCGCAUCUCUGGAUGACCAGGAGCGGAAAGAUGCCAAGGCCCAGAAUACCAAUGGUAGCCCUAUUCGACUACAAGGGAAGAUCCUAGCAGUUCAUUCAGACCCCUGGAACACUGGUUCGAUUUAUGUUGCCCAAAGUAAUGGCACCGUGAGAAGGAUUAUCCUUGCUACUGGAGAAACAGCUAGAGUAUUCACAGGUCCUAUGGCUCCCGUUACUUGUCUUUGCUUGAGUCCUGAUGGCAAGCUUCUGUUUGCUGGGUGUUGGGAUAAAGCUAUCUGGAGUUGGGACACGGCCACGGGCCAGCCACGCCAGAAGUACGAAGGCCAUACCGAUUUUGUUCGAACAGUUACCAGUGCAAGGCUGCUUGGAGACGAUCUACUUAUCUCCGGCGGUGCCGAUGCACAAGUCUUGGUGUUUAACAUCGCGAGUGGUGAGCGGUUGGAGACCUUCAAGGGCCAUUCUCGCGGUAUCCAGGACCUUGCCCUUGACCCAGAAUCAGAGAGUACUCAACCCAUCGUAUUCAGUGCGGGGAGUGAUCGGGAGAUUCGUCAAUUCAGUAUCUUUGGCGGGGGUAGUACUACUGACCCUCUCCUUCCACAUGAGACCAGUGUCUACAAGCUCUUUUUCGAUAAUGACGGUGAUCUCUGGACUGCUUCGGCUGACAAGACUGCCAAAUGUUUGGUUAGAGAGGAUGGGUGGAAGGCCAAUUUGACUCUCGAACAUCCCGACUUUGUCCGUGAUAUUGUCGUCUAUGAAACGGGAGGCUGGGUUGUGACUGCCUGUCGGGACGAGGAGGUUAGAGUGUGGAACCGAUCGACUGGAGCACUCUACCAUACUUUCUCUGGACACUUUGAGGAGGUCACUGGGCUGGUGCUUGUGGGGUCAACCAUUGUCAGCGUAGGAAUUGAUGCGACCAUUCGCCAAUGGCCCCUUCAACCUGAUGAGCUUCAGAGGGCAGUGGAACUUGCAAAGAAGCCUGCAGAAGAGGCGAAGAAAGAGGAUGAAAAGUCAGCUGAAUCGAUGCUAACGGCGGAGGAAGAGGCGGAGUUGGCCGAGCUAAUGGGAGAUGAUUAG